This is a messenger RNA of Salvelinus sp. IW2-2015, 2007 nucleotides long. Its product is annotated as talin-2. Gene Ontology annotation, molecular function: integrin binding; actin filament binding. Gene Ontology annotation, cellular component: focal adhesion; plasma membrane. The record is from RefSeq and is a predicted model, not a curated record. Lineage: Eukaryota; Metazoa; Chordata; Actinopteri; Salmoniformes; Salmonidae. Gene Ontology annotation, biological process: cell-cell adhesion.
AUGCCUCAACUGGCUCGACAGGUUCUCAAUCCUCGGUUGGCAUGGCAGGCUCCCAAUGCCUCAGCCGACUCGUCAGGCUCCCACGCCUCAGCUYGCUCUACAGGUUCCCGCGCCUCAGCAGAAGCGACCAGCCCGCUCCUGGUCCUCGGGACCAUCCCUCUGGUGUCGAUGGUGCUGUCGGCCCUACAGGCUGGUAAUAAGGGCACUCAGGCCUGCAUCACAGCUGCCAGUGCUGUCUCUGGCAUCAUCGCUGACCUGGACACCACCAUCAUGUUCGCCUCCGCUGGCACACUCAACGCAGAGAAUGACGAGUCCUUCGCUGACCACAGGGAGAACAUAUUGAAGACAGCGAAGGCUCUGGUGGAGGACACUAAGAUGUUGGUGUCUGGAGCAGCGUCCGGUCAGGACAAACUAGCCCAAGCUGCCCYGUCCUCAGCUAAGACCAUCACACAGCUCACUGACGUGGUCAAACUGGGCGCCGCCAGCAUCGGCUCUGACGACCCAGAGACACAGGUGGUUCUGAUCAACGCAGUGAAAGACGUGGCUAAGGCCCUGGCUGAGCUCAUAGGAGCCACUAAGUGUGCUGCGGGCAAGGCUGCAGACGACCCGUCCAUGUACCAGCUGAAGAGUGCUGCCAAGUUGUCCCCCAGAAACAUGGCAGACGUGAACGGGAUGCCUCCUCAGUCUGAUAUGUGCGUAAAGGGUGUUCUGGUGAUGGUGACCAACGUGACYUCCCUGCUGAAGACGGUGAAGGCUGUGGAGGACGAGGCCACGCGGGGGACCAGAGCUCUGGAGGCCACCAUUGAAUGUAUUAAACAGGAACUCACGGUGUUCCAGUCUAAGGACGUCCCGGAGAAGUCGACCACGCCUGAAGAGUUCAUCCGCAUGACCAAGGGCAUCACCACGGCAACAGCCAAAGCAGUGGCGGCUGGGAACUCUGCACGACAGGAGGAUGUGAUCUCCACAGCUAACCUGAGUCGCAAGGCCAUCUUCGACAUGCUGACCACAUGCAAGCAAGCAGCUUACCACCAGGAGGUGAACAAGGACGUACGGAGCAGAGCGCUGCUCUACGGGACAGAGUGCACCACAGGUUACAUUGACCUACUGGAGCAUGUGCUGCUGGUCCUCCAGGGGCCUACAGCAGAGCAGAAGCAGCAGCUGGUGUUCUACUCUAAACGUGUUGCUGGGGCUGUUACUGAACUCAUCCAGACUGCUGAGGCCAUGAAAGGCACAGAGUGGGUGGACCCAGAGGACCCCACAGUGAUAGCAGAGACAGAGCUGUUGGGGGCGGCAGCGUCCAUCGAAGCAGCGGCUAAGAAACUGGAGCAGCUGAAACCCAGAGCCAAGCCCAAGCAAGCAGAUGAAACGRUGGACUUUGAGGAGCAGAUCCUGGAAGCAGCUKAGUCCAUCGCUGCGGCCACCAGUGCCCUGGUCAAGUCUGCUUCAGCUGCCCAGAGAGAGCUGGUGGCUCAGGGCAAGGUGGGCUCUAUUCCAGCUAACGCAGUGGAUGAUGGUCAGUGGUCCCAGGGUCUGAUCUCAGCGGCCAGGAUGGUAGCAGCAGCCACCAGUAACCUGUGUGAGGCAGCUAAUGCCUCGGUCCAGGGCCAAGRCAGUGAGGAGAAGCUGAUCUCGUCAGCCAAGCAGGUGGCAGCCUCCACAGCCCAGCUCCUAGUGGCCUGUAAGGUUAAAGCUGACCAGGACUCUGAGGCCAUGAGGAGACUACAGGCUGCUGGUAACGCAGUAAAGAGGGCGUCGGACAACCUGGUCCGAGCGGCCCAGAAAGCAGCGUUCCACAAGGCAGACGAUGACAACGUGGUGGUCAAGACCAAGUUUGUGGGAGGAAUCGCUCAGGGUUAUGGAAUGCUGCAGCCGUGCAUCCGGGAGCGGAUGCUGAGGAGGAGAGAGAGCCGUGUGACGGCAGGCCUAGGAAGAGAGCUAGGCGUCAAUCAGACAGAAGCUCAGUACAAGUUCGGUACCAUUCACAGUGAACAACUGAUCGGGAAAUAA